AUGCCCCCCACAGCGCCCAAGUAUCCAGACCUACCCCUCGUGCCGGCGCCGUCGGCAUUCUCUGGCCCGACUGAUCGUGCCAAGAAGCUCCUCAAGCAGGUGUGCGACAAGGCCAUCAAGGAUGGAGAUUUCAGCAUCACUCGCUCGCCACUUCCGUGUCCCAUUGACAAGAACGAGUUCUUCGCCCUCAAGCCGUACUUUUGGGAGGCGCAGCCUGGAUGUUGGGAACGUCGCGAUGGGCAGCGGAACCCAAUGUGCGACAAGCCUCAGUGCCAGAAGCAGCUGCAAGGCAUGGCCCUCGCCGUCGCAGCCCUUGCUGCAGGAGCCAAGAAUGUCGACCCGGCGUACGCCGCGACCGCAGACACGUUGCUCAAGGUCUUCUUCCUCGACCCCGAGACCAAGAUGAACCCCGAAGUCAAGUACGCGCAGGUCAACAUGGGUGACUGCCCUAUGAAGGGAGACAAGACCUUCGUCGUUGCUACCCGCUACCUCAUCCUUGUGUCCCAGGCUCUGCCUCUCCUCCCACCCUCUCCCGUUGUGGAUGGCGUCAAGGCCUGGAUCCAGCAGCAGGUCCAGUGGAUGGAGACCAGCGAACAGGGCGCCGCCGCCCGUGCGAGUGGCAACAACAUUACCAUGUGGUACCACGCCAUCUACGCCUCCCACCUCGGCGCGCUCGACCCAGCCCGUGCAGCCGAGUACGCUGCCCAAGUCAUGUCGUCAUACGCCGCUCUCACGCCUGCCCAAGUCCUCGACGAAGAACUCAAGCGCACCAAACCCCGCCACUACACCCUCUUCGCCCUCGAGUCCCUCUUCGAGAUCGCCGCCGUGGCAGGUGGUGGCGCGAACCCGCCUCCUCCGGCCAUCAUCGCGACUCUGAACGGGCUCGUCGAAUUCGCCCGCAGCGUCCAGCCUGGACAGCUCGACUGCGAGUCGGACAAUGACGCGCGCUACGGGCCCAAGUUGGCGUGGUUCCAGCGUGUCCUUGAUCGCUGGGAAGGAAAGGCCGUGUCGGAUGAGGACCCAGAUGGGAGCGCGUGGGAAGGUGGUUGGAACCAGCGCACGAGGCUGGCGUGGGCCCUCAUCUGA
This is a messenger RNA of Apiotrichum porosum, 1086 nucleotides long. RefSeq lists its product as uncharacterized. NCBI's taxonomy places the organism in Eukaryota, Fungi, Basidiomycota, Tremellomycetes, Trichosporonales, Trichosporonaceae. Gene Ontology annotation, cellular component: periplasmic space. The transcript is spliced from 5 exons. The record is from RefSeq and is a predicted model, not a curated record. The coding region runs from base 1 to 1086 and encodes 361 amino acids. Gene Ontology annotation, molecular function: lyase activity.